Molecule: messenger RNA, 2905 nt
Organism: Morone saxatilis (striped sea-bass)
Lineage: Eukaryota; Metazoa; Chordata; Actinopteri; Moronidae
Gene: gdpd2
Product: glycerophosphodiester phosphodiesterase domain containing 2
Exons: 15
Coding region: 308-1879 (523 amino acids)
Biological process (GO): lipid metabolic process
Cellular component (GO): membrane
Molecular function (GO): glycerophosphodiester phosphodiesterase activity
Source: RefSeq, a predicted model, not a curated record
CGGACUCACAGAGAGUGAAAACGGGUGCGAGAGGAUCAGAGAGGAGGAGAGGACAGAAGAGGUUUCACCCCAAAGAAGGCUGCGUCGGAGCGAGUGCGUGAGGGGAAAGAAACGGCACAGUGUGUUCAUUCAUGUCCUCCUACCCUCCAUAGGUUUAGAGAGGUGAAUGAGGUCGGCCCUCUUCUUGGUAUCCAGAGAAAGCGUUAUCUGGGCUCCCUCCAUCUUUCUUCAGGCUGUGUGUAUCAGGCGUCCAGGUUGCACUGAGCAGGAUCUGUACUUCAUACACUGUGGAUGAGGAGGAAAAGAGAUGUCUCCAUGUAAAGAAAGCUGUUGCAGAGUUUGCAGCAGGGGCUUUUAUAGCUGCCACUGGAAGCACUCGAGCGAAAAUAAUAAAAAACAUGCAUGCUGCUGGUUCUCAGUUGUCUCUCUGGUCUCCCUGCUUGCCCUGUGUUGGAUGUACAUUUGUCUGGUUACUUUUAAUGACAGAGAGGAUGUUAACUCGAAAGGCUUCACAACGCUGAAACAGUGGGUGAACUGGUUCAUGGUGCUGAUCAUCAUUUCUGCAGUGUUAACCAGCUACUGCAUUCUGCUGCUGCUGUUUGCACUGUUCCAAGUGGCCUUAGGAGAACCACUCGACUUACAUUGGCUACACAAGAUCCUCUUAUUUUUUGGUGUGAUAUUAAUCACUUUUGGGGUCAUAGGAAUUAGUCUCAUGUGGAAACGAGAAUGGCCAAUUGUUCCUCUUUCACUCCAGGCCACAGCUCCUUUCUUGCAGUUUGGUGCUGUUGGGGCGUUGACCCUGCUGAGCCCUUUCAUCUUCCGCGGUUUCUACGCAGCCAAAGGACAAUGUUCUAAGUUCCUCAUUGCAGUGGUAUUUAUAGCGGUGUCAGCAGCCAUCUUCCUGUGUCCACUGUACAUCCAGUCUCCAUGUCUGAUAGAAGUACAUGAAUUACCUGAAAAACCGAAACUCAUUGGCCACCGGGGCGCACCAAUGCUGGCCCCUGAGAACACCAUGAUGUCGUUCGAGAGGAGCAUUGCGUGCGGCGUGACAGCCUUUGAGACAGACGUACAGUUCAGUAAAGACGGAAUUCCCUUCUUGAUGCAUGACAGUGUCUUCCCUGGGUUCUUGCUCAGAACGACAGAUAUUAAAGACAAGUUCCCUGAAAAAGCCAACUCCAGCAACAGCACCAACUUCACCUGGGAGGAAUUACAGAGUCUGAAUGCAGGUGAUUGGUUCGUAAAGACAGAUCCUUUCCACUCAGUGUCCUAUCUCUCAGAAGAUGAGAUAGAAACAGCCAGGAAUCAGACGGUACCCUCCUUACGUCAGCUCCUCAACCUCGCCAUGGAGCACAACAUCUCAGUUAUAUUUGACCUAUAUAGUCCUAACAAAGAAAAUGAAACAGUCACAACCAUCUUGCGUUCUGGCAUUGACCAAAGCCGGGUCCUUUGGCUUCCUCAUGCAGAAAGAGACAAUGUAAAGAAGAUUGCUCCGGGUUUCAUCCAGGUCUAUCACAACAGUAAUAUGCUUAGCGUAAACAAGGGAAACUACCUGAAUGUGAAAUACAGCGAGCUAAAUAUGGCAGACAUCAGGGAAUAUCGAAGCAGUAACGUUACAGUGAACAUGUGGGUGGUUAAUGAGCGUUGGCUGUUCUCUCUGCUGUGGUGUUCAGGAGUCAGCUCUGUCACCACCAACUCCUGCCACAUCCUAAAAGAUAUGGACCGGCCUGACUGGGUCCUGGCGCUUCGGACUUACAAAAUAAUAUGGAUUACAGUGGACAUUGCAUCUAUUGUGAUAAUAACUGGAAUCUACAUCUUGCAGUGGGGCAAGAAACACAACUACACCGGACUGGAAAGAACUGGCUCCCUUUAUAUCCAGUAGGUAGUUGGCCCGACUGCAGCAGGAAACUCUUCUGCCCCAAAACUGACAAACAUCCUUGUCUGCACUGCCAGAAUGGUUUGGACCUAGAUAAGGAAGAAAGCACUGAAUAACCAUACACUGUAUAUUGAAGCCGUGAAAAUAAGAAUGUUCAUAAAAUGUGAAUCAAAUAUUGUCACUGUGCCACUGGAUGGCGUUUUUUUAGUUUUUUAUUCCAGUAUAAGUCUAGCUGGUUAACUGGGUUUAUCUUUCACCGGGUUUUGAUUAUUCUUCUGUUGCUGCUAAAAAUAUGAAGCUUUCCUCUGACUGUAUCAUUGCAGGGGUCUCCAACCUUUUUGAGUGAGAGCUAUCUAAAGGGCUACUCUGUAUACUUGACGAACAUACAUGUUUCAAUAGAAUAACAUAGCAGUGUGUGUAAUUUCACCUUUAGUGGUUUACAUAUACAAGGCUGAACCAAUCUGAUUUGGAAUUGCUGGAGUUAUUUUUUCUCUGGUUGCAUUAACACUGAAGCAUCUCAUGAGAAAUAUAGUGAUAUGAACUAUGAGUUUUUUGGCCACAAUAGAAAGCCUUUUUACACUUCCUUGUAAGUGGCACAGAAAAGAAAAAUACUUAAGAUUACAGAACAUGCUCUGUUGUCAGCUCAUAGGCUACUUGGAGACCCCUGUAUCGUUGCAACGUGCACUAUAGAUCUGCACUGGAUUUCCUCUUGACACUUGUUGUUCUUUUUCCGUUGUUUCUUUUUGUUACAAAACUUUUUUUUAAAUCACAGUGUCAUGAAAAGGGGAGUAUUUGAAUGAAAGAUGCACGGACACAAACUUUCCUCAGAUCAGGUGUGUAAAUGACUGAAGGGAGGAAGUGAGGUUCACCUUAACAUAGUUCAACAUCACCACUUCAGGAAAGAAUAGUAUUUACUGUAACCUGAGCCAAAAGCACAAUUGUAUACACUGUCACACUCUGUAUUUAAUCAGUACAUAUCAGUUCCUUGUUUCUUUAUGUAACAACAUAAACAAUAAAAAAAUAAAAAUAAUG